UACAUUCUUGAUCUCAUUGUUCACUUCAUUACGCAACUUCUUAAAAUUAUUCCAAUGAUACCGAUCUUGCCUUGAAUGCUUUAUUAUAAUUUAUGCUGGAGGGACGUUUAAUUUCUACGAUGUCAGAGUGAUUUCAGUAUGUUUAUUUUUUUUAUUAUUGGAUAAAUGAUCUGCGUUAUGUUGAACAGCCAGCGCUUGUGGGACAUUGGAAAGAAGCUGGAAUAUACUUUUCAAUACUCUCUGUGUAAAGAAAAAUGAGUAGCAAAACGAAAGCUUAUUUCUUUCUUUAGCGUACUUGUCUGUUUACAAAGUGCGACAGUAGUUUGUCGACAGAAACUGUACUGACUGUUGACAGAAAACUGUGUUGGCUGAACUUGAUCGUUGGACAACCAUGGAUGAUCACGAGUCUAACACAAGACAAACUAAAGUUGACAGUUUAUUUGGCUUCUUGACUGAUAUUAGUACGAAGCUGUCUUCUUCUCUUCCACUAUGAAGCUGUCUGCUUCUGAAAGACAUUCAAUGUUCACACGAAAGGUGGUUUAGUAUAUUUAACGACUAAAGAGAACAGUAUUUACCGAUUUUGAUCCGGUAGCAUAAAAUAGAAGUAUGUCGAGCGAAGAGUCUGUUUUGGAGUCGUUGAUCAACAAUAUUUCAGCGGCCGAGAAAAACGCUCAAAACAAUACUCGCGAAGAGUGUCUUGUGGGCGAUUCCACAGUUGAAACGGUCAUAAAAGCCCUGGCUUACUUCAUCAUUCUCAUUGUUUCGUUAGUUGGAAAUAUCUUACUUAUCCUUGUCAUUCACAAGAACAAGCAGCUGCGAAAAUCCAUCAACUACUUUGUUUUCAACAUGGCCGUGUCUGACCUGUUCAACCCAUUGACCAUCAUGCCGAUCAGAAUUGCUCAGAUCAUUUCAGGUUCUGGUUCUUGGAACGUUGACAGCCCAUGGAUACUGGGAAACAUUUUGUGCAAACUUUCGUACUUUCUCCCUGAUGUUUCUCUUGUUGUUUCCAUCGAAAGCCUUUUGUUGGUAUCAAUGGACAGGUUCGUGGCUGUUGUUUUCCCACUGAAGGCCAAACUUAUCUCGCCAAAAGCUCGGUUAAUCAGCAUUGGGUGUGCGUGGCUUGUAGCCAUUGCUGUCCACACACCUUAUUUCUACACUUUCAGACUGCUCCACAUCGAGAAUAAGACAUAUUGUAAAUCAGACUGGGGCCCGUUAGAAACCCACACUGAGAAGAGGUAUUUCGUGGCAAAUUUCAUCGCUUUUAUCAUUAUUCCAGUUUGUUUGUUAGCCAUGAUGUAUGGCUUCAUUGCAUGCACCUUAAAAACGAAGAACAAAAAAUCCAAAGAGCGGUUGUCUUCUGGCCAAAGAAAGCGUGAUCAACAACUCAAGAAAAUUGUCCGAUUGUCAGUGGCCAUAAUUAUUGCCUUCGGUGUUUGUACAAUUCCAGUGCUUGUGUUUACAUUCACUCUAAUUUUCCUGUGGAACUGGAAAGUACCAGCCAUUUGUGCAUAUCACAAUGUGAUUCCAUUCAUAUGCCUCUUUAUGCUACAUUUAUGGAGCGCGGUGAAUCCUUGUAUUUGUUUUAUCUUCAACAAGAAGUACCGGAACGGCUUUCAACAAAUACCAUCACUUCUCAACAACUGUAGGACAUCAGCGGAGGAAGAAAGCCGUCGCAUGCCAACUGGGGCGACUUCUAUCUAUGGCAAACGUUUGUCGAAAACGAGUGCGGUGUGACUGAUCGACAGAGAACAGAAUCGCACCUUUGUCAAUCUAUGUCAGGCCUUUUGCUGCAAGUAGCAUUUAAAUUAGUUCCCCAUUUUACAUCUUUCAAGAAAUGUGUCGAAAUAGUCAAUAACUAUGGCGCGCUGAACAUUAAUUGUAAAUAAGGAAUGCAGAAGCCUGAUGGGAUUUAAUUUAUGGCCUGACACUGGCUGACAAUUGAAUUUAGCACUGGCUCAUUUCGUUGGUCAAGGGCAUUUUGUUCUCUUAUCAAGCUUAACACUACUCGAUAACAUUGAUAGCCGUUUUAUCUUGUAAUUAACGUUUUGUCAUCAGCAUUUGAUCAAGCAAAAAGAUAGUUAGAAUCGUGACUUUUGCGAAAAAAAUACAGUCGAACCUCCGGUAAGCGUAUACGGGAGGUGGUCGCUUACGAGAACUUAGACC
This is a messenger RNA of Orbicella faveolata, 2163 nucleotides long. Its product is annotated as neuropeptide SIFamide receptor-like. The record is from RefSeq and is a predicted model, not a curated record. Gene Ontology annotation, cellular component: membrane. Gene Ontology annotation, molecular function: G protein-coupled receptor activity. Gene Ontology annotation, biological process: G protein-coupled receptor signaling pathway. NCBI's taxonomy places the organism in Eukaryota, Metazoa, Cnidaria, Anthozoa, Scleractinia, Merulinidae.